Aspergillus versicolor CBS 583.65 is the source of this 978-nucleotide messenger RNA. Its product is annotated as sterol desaturase family protein. Bases 1 to 978 code for a protein of 325 amino acids. Gene Ontology annotation, molecular function: oxidoreductase activity; iron ion binding. The record is from RefSeq and is a predicted model, not a curated record. Gene Ontology annotation, biological process: lipid biosynthetic process. Lineage: Eukaryota; Fungi; Ascomycota; Eurotiomycetes; Eurotiales; Aspergillaceae. The transcript is spliced from 3 exons.
AUGGAUCUUGUUCUUGAUAUCGUGGACACGUUUGUCCUGGACCGGGUGUACGCAAUCCUCCUCCCAUCGAACACCACCGCCAUCGAGUACAACCAGAACAUCGCCCAGUAUAUCAAUCUGCCACCUUCAGAAUGGGCUGGCAAAAGUCUCCUGCCACGGGAUAGUCCAUUCCGACAAGGCAUCACCCUGUUCUUCCUAACAUGGCUAUUCGGCGCCCUCACGUACCUCACAACCUCAACCCUCUCUUACAUCUUCAUCUUCGACAAAAAAUCCACAACACACCCCAAAUUCCUCACCCGCCAAAUCCCCCUCGAAAUCCAAUCAGCCCUCCUCGCCAUCCCCCAAAUGGCCUUACUUACGAUCCCCUUCUUCCUCCUCGAACUCCACGGCUACUCGCGGCUCUACUCCUCCACGCCCCCGUUUCCUGCAUACACAUACCUCCAGUUCCCUUUCUUCAUCGCAUUCACCGACUUCGCUAUCUACUGGAUCCAUCGCUUCGAGCACCACCCAGCCGUGUACAAGUGGCUGCACAAGCCUCAUCACAAGUGGAUCGUGCCGACACCUUAUGCAAGCUUUGCAUUUCACCCGCUCGAUGGAUGGGCACAGUCCAUGCCAUAUCACAUCUUCCCAUUCCUAUUCCCGCUCGAGAAGAGGGUUUACCUAGCUCUUUUCGCCUUCGUUACCGUGUGGACGGUUUUGAUUCAUGACGGGGAAUACGCGACAAAAUCGCCCAUAGUUAAUGGCUCGGCGUGUCAUACGUACCACCAUCUAUACUUCAAUUAUAAUUACGGGCAGUUCACGACGCUUUGGGAUCGGCUUGGUGGGAGUUACAGACAGCCUGAGGCGGAUUUGUUUAACCGCGAGACGAAGAUGGGGGAGGAGCAGUGGGAUAAGCAGGUGAGGGAGAUGGAGAGGGUGGUUAGGGAGGUUGAGGGUGUGGAUGAGAGGGUUUAUAUGAAUGGGAAGAAGGAGCAGUGA